Molecule: messenger RNA, 756 nt
Organism: Protobothrops mucrosquamatus (brown spotted pit viper)
Lineage: Eukaryota; Metazoa; Chordata; Lepidosauria; Squamata; Viperidae
Product: histone H3-like
Exons: 2
Coding region: 1-756 (251 amino acids)
Cellular component (GO): nucleosome
Molecular function (GO): structural constituent of chromatin; protein heterodimerization activity; DNA binding
Source: RefSeq, a predicted model, not a curated record
AUGUCUGGACGUGGAAAAGGCGGAAAAGGGCUCGGAAAAGGGGGCGCGAAGAGACAUCGGAAAGUGCUCCGCGAUAACAUCCAAGGCAUUACCAAGCCUGCUAUUCGUCGUUUGGCUCGCCGUGGGGGAGUAAAGCGUAUUUCUGGCUUGAUUUACGAAGAAACUCGGGGCGUGCUGAAGGUGUUUCUGGAAAACGUUAUUCGUGAUGCCGUGACCUACACCGAGCAUGCAAAACGAAAGACCGUGACUGCGAUGGACGUCGUUUAUGCCCUGAAACGCCAAGGUCCUCGGCCGCCAAAUUCAUUCAUCCGAACUUUUAGCGAGUGGAUUUUCCUUGUUUGGAGGAUGGCCAGAACUAAGCAGACGGCUCGUAAGUCCACCGGUGGCAAAGCGCCAAGGAAGCAGCUUGCUACUAAAGCAGCUCGCAAAAGCGCUCCCGCCACCGGAGGCGUGAAAAAACCUCACCGUUACCGUCCUGGCACGGUGGCUCUCCGAGAGAUCCGGCGCUACCAAAAGUCCACCGAGCUGUUGAUUCGUAAACUCCCUUUUCAGCGCUUGGUGCGUGAAAUUGCUCAGGACUUCAAGACCGACCUGCGUUUCCAGAGCUCGGCCGUGAUGGCCCUUCAGGAGGCCAGCGAGGCUUAUUUGGUGGGUCUAUUUGAAGAUACUAAUCUCUGCGCCAUCCACGCCAAGCGAGUCACCAUCAUGCCCAAAGACAUCCAGUUGGCUCGCCGUAUCCGCGGCGAGAGAGCUUAA